AUGCUCGAUCCACCGCAUCAGUCUGGCUAUACCAGGCGCGGUUCCUACCCCAGGCGUGGGAGAAUCUCAUUCCAAGUCCUCAUUAUUGUGUUCAUCUUCGGUUACUUCUGCAAGACGACUCUAUACUCGCUUGAAGACUACUAUGCGGGAGACUGCAGCUCACAUUCCAAAACAUCCUCUGGGGAGCAAGAGAGGCCACAGCAUACAUCAUCAGAAGCAGCCUCGUAUGUGGGCUGGGAAAAGCCAGUCGAUUACGACUUUGGCCGAGACCAUAAUGAUCACUUCGUUCAAGCACUGGAGGAUAUGUUUUCUAUGUUACCGGACGAGCUUGAUCUCAAAGACGCGGUCGCGCCCAUCGAAGGAACGGGCGAGGAAAAGGUUAGAGAAGUUGGCGCUCGAGCGCGAAUUUUCAAACAAGCCUUCGAAGCCUGGGAGGCUCUUCAUCUUUUUCCCAUUCGAGGUCGGAUGUUCGUGCGUCAGGACACUUUGCAGUAUCUCAAACGAAGUCCCAGUCUAGUGUCUCGCCUGCAACUGGAUCACGCGAGUAUCCUUCAUCGGUAUGAGGACUUUCACUCCUUUCUUACGCGAUUGUCGACGCUCCUUUUUUCUUGGACGGUCCCCUACUUUCCAGACCUGACUAGUCUUCACGCGCAACUUUGGAGUGGGGGUCGGGGCAUCGUCUUGACGGGCGGAGACCGUCAGGCUGCCUAUCUGUUGACUUCUGUUCAAUCCUUCCGAACCAUUGGCUGCGACUUACCUGUCGAGAUAAUGUAUCUCGGGGAUGAGGACCUAGGACCAGCCAACAGACGCAAGCUGGAAGCAAUCGACGGAGUAAUCACUCGCGACCUGAGCCCGAUGGUCAACGACAAAGGGUGGAAGCUCGCCGGAUGGGCUCUCAAGCCAUUUGCGAUCCUGCUCUCGAGCUUCCGCGAAGCCAUUUUCAUCGAUGCGGACUCCCUCUUCCUCCGUGACCCAGCAAUUCUGUUCCAAGAUCCCGAUUACAAGGAGACGGGGGCACUGUUCUUCAAAGAUCGAGUCAUUCAGCCAUCCUCGAAACGAUCGUGGCUGAAGAAGAUCCUGCCAGCGCCGGUAUCUAGCAAGAUCCGACAGAACCGUUUCUGGACGGGCGAGAGUAGUCAUAUGCAAGAGUCGGGCGUCGUGGUGAUUGAUAAGUGGAAGCACUUCGUAGCCCUGCUAGUCAUCACUCGCAUGAACGGUCCAGAUCGUGAUGGAAAUGAACAAGAAGGAAGAGUUGGCGUCUAUGAUAUGGUCUUUGGUGAUAAAGAGACAUUUUGGCUGGGCCAUGAGCUUGUUGGUGACACCAGUUAUGCUUUCCAUGAUGGCAAGGUUGCUGUAAUGGGAGUAGCGGAAGUGCAACAGCCAUCGGACGACCCCGAGAAAAAUAGCCACGAGCUACGAGACACCGAGCUUGAACAACACGAGGGAGCCUUCUCCAUCUGUGCACCACAGCUGGUACAUCUGGACGGGGCAGGCCGACCACUUUGGUUCAAUGGCUGGGUCCUCCCGAACAAGUUCUCCAACGACCCAAGUCUGCAACCGGUCAAUUUUGAAUCGUUCAUCAUCGAGCCAAGUACUAUCAAGGAUCCUGGUCCUUGGGAAAUGAAGGAAGACAAUGUUCUUUGCCUUACUUCAAAUCAUUUCUUGAACCUCACUACUGCUGAAAAGGACACUCUGAAUACUACCAUUCAGAUAGCGAGAAGGGUCGGUGCUAUUCGAGCUUCACGUGACAUAUAG
Messenger RNA from Penicillium brasilianum, 1755 nucleotides. NCBI's taxonomy places the organism in Eukaryota, Fungi, Ascomycota, Eurotiomycetes, Eurotiales, Aspergillaceae. The record is from the annotation of a GenBank genome assembly.